AUGCCGGAGCCCGGGCCGGACGCCCCUGGCACGGCUAGCGCGCAGCCCCCGCCGCCGCCGCCACCACCUCCCGCGCCCAAGGAGUCCCCGUUCUCCAUCAAGAACCUGCUCAACGGAGACCACCACCGGCCACCCCCUAAGCCGCAGCCGCCCCCACGGACGCUCUUCGCGCCGGCCUCCGCCGCCGCCGCCGCGGCCGCCGCCGCCGCCGCUGCGGCCAAGGGGGCCCUGGAGGGCGCCGCGGGCUUCGCGCUCUCGCAGGUGGGCGACCUGGCUUUCCCCCGCUUUGAGAUCCCGGCGCAGAGGUUUGCCCUGCCCGCGCACUACCUGGAGCGCUCCCCGGCCUGGUGGUACCCCUACACCCUGACCCCCGCCGGCGGCCACCUCUCGAGACCUGAAGCUUCGGAGAAGGCCCUCCUGCGAGACUCCUCCCCCGCCUCGGGAACCGAUCGCGACUCCCCGGAGCCACUGCUCAAGGCCGACCCCGACCACAAGGAGCUAGACUCCAAGAGCCCGGACGAGAUCAUUUUGGAGGAGAGCGACUCGGAGGAAGGCAAGAAGGAAGGCGAGGCCGCUCCGGGAGCGGCCGGGGCGAGCGUGGGGGCGGCGGCAGCGACGCCGGGCGCGGAGGACUGGAAGAAGGGCGCCGACAGCCCCGAGAAGAAGCCCGCGUGCCGCAAAAAGAAGACGCGCACGGUCUUCUCGCGCAGCCAGGUCUUCCAGCUCGAGUCCACCUUCGACAUGAAGCGCUACCUGAGCAGCUCGGAGCGCGCCGGCCUGGCCGCGUCGCUGCACCUCACCGAGACGCAGGUCAAGAUCUGGUUCCAGAACCGCCGCAACAAGUGGAAGCGGCAGCUGGCGGCCGAGCUGGAGGCGGCCAACCUGAGCCACGCGGCGGCGCAGCGCAUCGUGCGGGUGCCCAUCCUCUACCACGAGAACUCGGCGGCCGACGGCGCGGCGGCCGCGGCCGCGGGGGCCCCGGUGCCCGUCAGCCAGCCGCUGCUCACCUUCCCGCACCCCGUAUACUACUCGCACCCGGUGGUCUCGUCCGUGCCGCUGCUAAGGCCAGUCUGA
Panthera uncia (snow leopard) is the source of this 1074-nucleotide messenger RNA. RefSeq names its product H6 family homeobox 3 (gene HMX3). Gene Ontology annotation, cellular component: nucleus. The transcript has 2 exons. Bases 1 to 1074 code for a protein of 357 amino acids. Lineage: Eukaryota; Metazoa; Chordata; Mammalia; Carnivora; Felidae. Gene Ontology annotation, biological process: regulation of transcription by RNA polymerase II. Gene Ontology annotation, molecular function: RNA polymerase II transcription regulatory region sequence-specific DNA binding; DNA-binding transcription factor activity, RNA polymerase II-specific. The record is from RefSeq and is a predicted model, not a curated record.